AUGACAAUUUUACAUAGUCCUAACAAAGGUGACCUCAUUGGUCGAUCAUCGUUUGGUACUGACGUGAAGCAGCCCAGUGACACUGAAUGUCUAAACCACUUUAUGGAGGCAAGCAGUCCCGAUCCGACGGGUAUUAAAGGUGGAGCUUUGCGUGAAGGUAGUGCGCCCAAUCUCAUGCAAAAGGAAAGUAUUGGUCUACUUAUUCAGUAUGCUGCUGUUGGACUCAACUACGGUGUGUUGCCAGCCACGAUCUAUCCAUUUCUCCAGAACUAUCUCAAUGCAUCGGGUACUCAAGUAACAACAGCACAAACACUGGUAUUUUUACCAUGGAGUUUCAAGUGUUUCUACGGUAUCUUGUCCGACUGCGUGCCGCUAUGGGGAUAUCGUCGUCGACCAUAUAUGGUGAUUGGAUGGAGUAUUUGUCUUACCAUGCUAAUCAUGAUGGCCUGUAUGCCAGCGGGAGACCCGUACUACACAGUGUCAUCGGACCGCAAAAUCAAGCCGGCCGAUUAUACACCUGAGAUUCGAGCGCGCAUUAAUGCUGACGCGUCUUCACAGGCUGGCAAGUACGUUAUGCUCAUGUUCUUUGCUGCCGUGGGCUACAUAUUGUCGGACGUCUGUGCAGAUAGUAUCGUGGUGGACUUUGCACAACGCGAGCCACUUGAGUCGCGUGGCAAGACUCAAUCGGCCAUAUACGCCGUGCGCACAGUCUUCGUCAUCAUCGGCCAGCUCAUCACUGGCUUCUGCUUUAACGGUGAAGAGUAUGGCGGUGACUUUGGCUUUUCAAUCACUUUUCCACAGCUCAUGACAAUUCUUGCCGUUCUAACGGCGCCGGUUAUUCCAAUAACUUGGCUUUUAAUUAAGGAAGAGAAGCAACCGCGCAUAAAUUUCAGGGUCUAUAUGAAGGAGCUGUGGGAAUUGAUUCAAAAACGCGUGGUGUAUCAAGUCAUCUUCUUCUACUUUUUUCAAGGUAUGUUCUCAUCUAUUUCGUACACGGCCAGCUCCCCUGUGCAGUCGUAUAUGGUGGGUGUCACUCCGAUCAACAGCACAAUAAGUGAGGUCCUUGGCAACGUGCUGUUCAUGGCCGGUAUUAUGGCUACGUCCAGGUGGGGUCUGCAGUGGAACUGGCGCUGGAUAAUCUUGGUUACUGGUAUCUGUGUCAGCGUUGUUGAUGGCAUUACCACCUUUAUCACGAUCUGGGAUGUGUUCCGUAGCCAAUGGUUUUGGCUCGGUCUGCCAAUUGCAGUGCAGCUUCCGUACGGAGUUAGCUUUGUAAUCUCUAGCUUUGUGAUCGUCGAGCUUUCGGGUGUUGGUAACGAAGGAGUCGUUUAUGGUCUGAUCACCAUGGUGUCUAACUUGUCCAGCCCCUUUGCCACAGCCAUGACUGUGGUGAUUGACCAGCCCUUUAGCCUGACCACAGAGCGCAUCCAAGCCGACGAUAAGUCAAUCCGUAUGGACAUCACAUACGCCGUAGUUAUUAUGUACGCUAUGACGGCUUUCUCCUGGGUCUUUCUAGUGUUCCUGCCUCGCCAAAAGGAAGAGACACAGGAGCUCUUACGUACUGGUGGCAGCAGCAAGGUUCUGGGUGCAAUCACUGUGGCAUACCUUACCUUCGCGUUUGUCUGGUCUCUCAUGGUCAAUAUCAUGGCUAUAUUCGAUAGCACGUCAUGUUUAGUGAUUGCUGGUGGCAAAGGCUGCUAA
Peronospora belbahrii is the source of this 1701-nucleotide messenger RNA. The record is from the annotation of a GenBank genome assembly. NCBI's taxonomy places the organism in Eukaryota, Oomycota, Peronosporomycetes, Peronosporales, Peronosporaceae.